Molecule: messenger RNA, 1771 nt
Organism: Pomacea canaliculata
Lineage: Eukaryota; Metazoa; Mollusca; Gastropoda; Architaenioglossa; Ampullariidae
Product: SPRY domain-containing SOCS box protein 1-like
Exons: 5
Coding region: 178-951 (257 amino acids)
Biological process (GO): proteasome-mediated ubiquitin-dependent protein catabolic process
Cellular component (GO): SCF ubiquitin ligase complex
Molecular function (GO): protein binding
Source: RefSeq, a predicted model, not a curated record
GGAGGGGAAGGGACAGGUAGUCUAGUCGCACCUUUCCAGACGGAGCAGACGACUGCUCUAGAACCCAUUCACUUGCCAGGCCGACCACUCACGGACAAACGUACAUUUAUACAUACUGCAGUGGAGACAGCGUGGACAGUGAGCAUUUAGAGGAAAUACCACAGCUACCUUUGCAUCAUGGGAGUGACCUCAUCUACUAGCAAAAAAGGUAUGAGGGAGGUGGUGCCAGCCUGGGUGUACACAGUGGUGGUCCCACCCGAGUACGCUUCUGACCACGUCUCGGCCUGUGCGGAAGGGAUGACUGUCGUCGGCCCCAACAGCGUCCAGAGGGUCAACCAAAGUUCUCUGGAGACUGACGCCUUCCGGUGGAGUCGAGGGUUUACAUCAGGUAAACACACUUUCGAGAUUCACUUUCCGAAAGAGCUGCGUGGUCAGUGCGCCUCGGUGGGCGUGGGGCUGGACUCCGCGGCGUUGCAUUCCAAGGGGCGCGUGGCGCUGGUAGGAAACAACAAGUCCUCCUGGGGACUCGACCUGUGCGCCCGCCGCACCUUCCACGCUGGCGCGAUGGUGAAGAAGUAUCCCCAGACACAGGAAUUCCUCCCAGACAAGUUCUACAUGUACGUGGACGCAGAUGCACUCCAGGUGCAGUUCGGAUCCGACGGCCAAUACUAUGGUACCGCCAUCAACGGCCUGCCACCGGGCAAACCGCUGUACCCCAUGGUGUCCGCAUCCUACCCUGGAGCCGUCAUCACGAUGUAUUACAGGGGCCAAGCCAACGUCGUCAUCGUGACACCUGUUCCCCAGCAACCAGUUGUGAUGGCGGUCCCUGUCUUCGUCCCACAACCACAACCACUUCCACCACCUUACACGGCGGGUGGUCCAGCGGUCUCUGCCCAACCCCCACCAGCCUCCGAAGCGCCCCCUAUAGAGAAAAAAGAACAAGCAAUAUGAAGUUGCAAGCAUGCGCAGAAACUGCAUCCGGGUGUCUGCAGAGGGAUCGAUCAAAAUCAUUUUACAUAUUUACGCUAAAUAUUUGGUUUAAAAAGGACAUCAUGGUUCUAGGAUUUAUUAUAAAAACGCACACACACACAUGCACACACACACACAAGUGCACACACACACACACAUGCACGUGCACAUAGUUGAAAAUUAAGAGUUGAGAAAGGGGCAGCAACUUAUGAAAACGGAUUCUGAGUUGUGGGUGAGGGUUGGAUGAGGAAGAAAAGUGGGAAGACAAAGAACAGGGAGGGAGGGAGGGAGGGAGGGAGGGAGGGAUGGUGGCUGACAGCACAAAUAACUUGUGAUUAUGCUGUCAUCAGGGACAUCACCAACUGUUAAUUGUCGGAUCACAUGGCAGUGUACACUUCACACGUACAAACUUUAAAGUUUAAACUAUUGCUGUCGCUGUUGUGCUUGAGUUCCACCGUGCAGACUGCAAACUAGUAAUACACUUAUCAUCUACAAAAUAAGUCUCUAAAUGACUGACAUCUCCAGAAGCUCAAAGUGAAUAUUUGUUACUGACCGGCCCAUAGAUACGUCACACGUGGCUGGUCAGGUGCAGCAGCAGCAACAACAACACAUUUAAACCCGUAGUGACUAACUUGAGACAAAAGUAUGUUGGACAAAAAUGUGCCUCGUGCACUGUGUGAUAUUGACUGUACUCAUAUGGCGAUCAUCAUGAUAGUGAUAUCACUUCUCAGUAUUAACCACAUUUGUUAUUUGUUUUGCCAAAGUAUUGAUAUAUAUUUUUAAAGAAACCUGAUAUUUUUUC